AUGAAGAUUGUAUUUGUAUCAUUUUUCAUAUUCCUGGCUGUGUCAGUCUGUACAACUGAUGGCUUAACCUGUGAGGAGGAAAAAGCCUUACUGAAGCCAUGCUUAGAUUAUCUAACCAAGAACACCGAUUCCCCUUCAACUUCUUGCUGCGAUGGGUUGAAACAAAUAAUAUCUUCAACACCUACAAAGGAAGAAAAGAUUGCUGCAUUCUGUACAACUGAUGGCUUAACCUGUGAGGAGGAAAAAGCCUUACUGAAGCCAUGCUUAGAUUAUCUAACCAAGAACACCGAUUCCCCUUCAACUUCUUGCUGCGAUGGGUUGAAACAAAUAAUAUCUUCAACACCUACAAAGGAAGAAAAGAUUGCUGCAUGUAAGUGCCUAGAGGAAUCAGGCUCUGACGUUCCUAACCUAGACAAAGACAGAGCCAAUAAUCUUCGCAAAGAGUGCAAAAUCAAUGUCUAUAAUUUCAUGUCCGAUGACUCUGAUUGCGAAAAGUAA
Messenger RNA from Vigna umbellata (rice bean), 498 nucleotides. The record is from RefSeq and is a predicted model, not a curated record. Lineage: Eukaryota; Viridiplantae; Streptophyta; Magnoliopsida; Fabales; Fabaceae.